Epinephelus lanceolatus (giant grouper) is the source of this 3141-nucleotide messenger RNA. Its product is annotated as phosphatidylinositol 5-phosphate 4-kinase type-2 gamma-like. Gene Ontology annotation, biological process: phosphatidylinositol phosphate biosynthetic process. Lineage: Eukaryota; Metazoa; Chordata; Actinopteri; Perciformes; Serranidae. Gene Ontology annotation, molecular function: 1-phosphatidylinositol-5-phosphate 4-kinase activity; 1-phosphatidylinositol-4-phosphate 5-kinase activity. Gene Ontology annotation, cellular component: plasma membrane. The record is from RefSeq and is a predicted model, not a curated record.
GACCUCAGUCUCUGAACCAGGAGGUGUUAAGCCGGUUCACAGCACGUUGCAGCUGCACAGACUCCUACUGUAUGAGGCGGACUGCACGCUGCUUUACAUAGACAGGACGCUACAGAUGACAAGUCAAACCCUGCUCAGGCUCACACACUGAGAUACGCGUAGAAGUGCGAUGUCGUCUCCUGGUGCCACCUCCAACCCUCUCAACACUCUGGCGCCCAAACGGAAAACCAAGAAGAAACACUUCGUGCAGCAGAAAGUGAAGGUUUUCCGAGCCAGUGACCCCGUGCUGAGCGUGCUGAUGUGGGGAGUCAAUCACUCGAUUAAUGACCUGAGUCAGGUGCCUGUACCUGUCAUGCUGCUCCCAGACGACUUCAAAGCCAGCACCAAGAUCAAAGUCAGCAACCACCUCUUCAACAAAGAGAAUCUUCCAGGACAGUUCAAAUUCAAAGACUACUGUCCACAGGUGUUCAGAAACCUGCGAGAGCGCUUUGGAAUUGAGGACCAGGAUUACCAGGUGUCUCUGGCCCGCAGUCCUCCGCUAAAAGACGAGGAGGGGCAGCGCGUGGGUCUGCUGCGGACAUCAUACGACCGUACUUUGGUAGUAAAAGAAAUCUCCAGUGAGGAGGUGGAGGAAAUGCACAACAUCCUUUCUGAGUAUCACCAGCACAUCGUCACCUGCCACGGCAGUACGCUGCUCCCUCAGUUCCUGGCCAUGUACAGAGUCACUGUGGAGAACGAGGACACCUACCUGUUAGUUAUGAGGAACAUGUUCAGCCACAGACUGCACGUACACAGGAAGUAUGACCUCAAGGGAUCCCUCGUGUCUCGUGAAGCAAGUUUUAAAGAGAAGGUGAAGGAGCUGCCCACUUACAAGGAUGUAGACUUCAGGAAUAACAUGCAAAAAGUUUACGUGAGCGAUGAGGAGAGGGAGAAGAUCAUGGACAAGCUCAACAGAGAUAUUGAGUUUCUGGUGCGUAUGAGGAUCAUGGAUUACAGCCUGCUGCUGGGAAUCCAUGAUGUGGAGCGGGCUGAGAGGGAGGAGGAGGAGGAGAUGGAGUCGUCCUAUGAAGAGGAAGAGGAGGAUGAAAACGGCUUGGCUCCCGCUCCAGGAUCCACGUCACCUGAGGGUAUCGGCGGCUAUAUGAACUCCUUUAAGCCCAUGGGUCCUGGCGAGUUUGACCCUUAUGUGGAUGUGUAUGCUAUUCAAAGCGCCGUAGGUGCACCCCAGAGGGAGGUGUAUUUUAUGGGUCUGAUUGACGUGCUGACGCAGUACGACACCAAGAAGAAAGCUGCUCAUGCUGCCAAGGCUGUCAAACACGGGGCAGGAGCAGAGAUCUCAACAGUUCAUCCAGAGCAGUAUGCCAAACGUUUCCGGGAGUUCAUCACUAAGAUCUUUGCAUAGUUCAAUGAUUCAAUCCAGACUACCAUCAUCCUUUCAUACAAGAGGAGUCUCAUUAUGCAAUGCUUAUGUAAUCUUAACUCAACAUUAAGAAGUACUGAAAAUUUACUGUUAAUUUCUGAAUGAUCUACAUGGUUUUUGAGCAUUUUACCCUCCAUAUCAUUCUGUACUGCGAGAUGGACUGUGUGUUUAUUUUGAACGAAGAACUGGAAUUUGCAGAUAAGAGGAAAAGUCUUUUUGGCAACUUGUUUUUAAUGGGUUUUCUUUUGUUUUCAUUUAAAGUUUUGGCAAUACUCCACCCCCGAACACAGUGGGAGGUGGAGAUGAUGAGGAAAACAUAUUUUCUCUGCACAAUAAUUGUAGAAAGUCUCACUUGCUGCUGCUCGGGAGCAAGAUGUAUGUUCUGCUCUUAAAUAUUAAUUUACGACUCCCUUGUCUCCCACCAGUGACAACACUUGACAGCACAAGAAUAAUUUGAGCAAAUCUACAGGGUGUCAAUUAGGAACAAUACAAUGCUCAGCACCAACGUGUGGUUUAAGCUGUUAAGACUGAUCUUAUCUUAAACGAAAUGUUGCCAAAUGCAGAUUUAAAAUAAGUAGCACCAGCAUAACAAUGUGACUGAGAACAGCUGUUAAAAACUGACAGUGGACACAGAUUUAAGAAUUAAAAUUGAAUGAUAUUUCACAGUCUAGCAUGUAUUACAUGAAUAUGUAAAUUCAUUAUGUUGUUUAUCACUGAAUGUAUUAUCAAUUACAAUAUUAUGAUUAGGUGCUAUUAAACUGGAUUUUUACAAGCGAUAAACAAACAUGCCAGACUGGCAAUUUCAUAACUGUUUCCCUUAUCAGUAAAGAAAUGCACAUUUGUCACUAUCUGUACACAAAAAAGUUACGAUAAUCUGCUGAAGAUUUAAGUACAAAUAGUUGAAUGUUUGUGUUUUGAAAGGCUGAAACUCAAAAGAUUUUCUUGCACAUCUUGCAACUCUCCAGUAGUGCUGAAGGGCAACACUCCCCUCAGCUCAGUGCUCAGUAUUUACAGUGCUACAUACAGAAGCAAUCCAGUGCAUCAGUGGAAGCUAUACACACACUUGCAUCAUCUGAAAGCAGCACAAACUAUUAAACUGUAAGCUGAUCAAAGAGCUCUCAUGUUAAACGGUGCAGCUUGGAUCCAGCCUCAUGUUGUAGCACCUAUUUUGGCAAAAUCAUGUACCCACCUGGGUAAAGUAUCAAAGGAAUCAUGAAGUUCAGAUCGGUGUAACUCUAACAAGUGGAUGCGAGUUAAAGCAAAUUGUGAUUCAUGGCAGCAGUUCCUCUGAAAUGUAUUCUCAGUGGUGCAGCAUUCAUUUUUGUCCUUAUUUAGUCCCUAUCCCCCGUCCCAGUCCUCCUGGCACACAUUCCUGAAUCUCCUUCUGAGAUUAUCUUGAGGAUUUCACUUUUAAUAGCUGAGUGGACAAACAGGCAGAGGAGGGACAAGAAGAUGAGGACAAAAACACGCUCAUGAGAGAAAAACAAUAUUGUUUAGAUUGUAUGAAACUGAUAAACACUAUCAGGGACUGGAGAUAAACUGAAGCAGCAGCAGUGCUUUGUUGGUUUGAUGAUACAGCCUAAACUAAGUUAUUUAAUAAACAUCAGAGUAAUGCAUUUGUUCAUGUAUUUUUGAGUUUUGUAUUUAAAAUACACAUCCAAGAGCCAAGGAUAGGUCAGAUCCAGAGCUUGAUGUUAAAUACAUGAGAGCACAGGAGAUGG